AUGACCAAUACGCACAACAAGAUUCCCAAUGUUUAUCUUGUUACUUUCUCUAUUUUUCCCAUCCUUGAAGGUUCCCUUGUAAAUAUCAUGUCUCCUAUCAAGUAUCUCAAACUUGGAGGAACUGAAUUCAAGAUGUUAUUUGUGCUUGUUUUUACAUUUGGUUUGGCCAUCAUCCUCUCCAAAACUGGUGUGGAAGGCAGAAGGCUUGAGGAGAAUCCCUUGGAUCAGUCUCCUCGAGGAGUUCAGGGAAAGGAAUACGUGCUUGCUGAUAACAAAGCUGUGUUUAGCUCCAGUAGUGCUGGUGGAAGCAACAACGAGGAGGCCAAGAAGGACAUCAACAGUACUCCUGGAGAGAUGAAGGUAAAAGCUGUUAAAGAUGCAUCACCUGGCUAUCGCUUUAGUGCCACGAAGGAUGCCGAGAACGACAAGAUGUUUGAUCUUAAAAUUUUCCUUAUAAAUAUCGUGUCUCAUAUCCAGUAUCUCAAACUUGUCUCGGAGGGAACGAAUUCAAGCUUAUCAACAAUGAAGAUCCCAUUUGCACUUGUUCUCACAUUUGGUUUGGUCAUGAUCAUCUCCAAAAUAAGUGUUGAUUGUAGAAGGCUUGAGGAGAAUCCCUUGGAUUUCUCUCUUCAAGGAGUUAAGGGAAAGGACUACAUGCUUGAUCAUAAUAAAGUUGUCUUUGGCUCCACUAUUGGUGGAAGAAGCGAUGAGAAGAUCAAGAAGAACGUUAAAAGUAUGGGAGAGAAGAAGGGAAAAGCUACUGUAGAUCCAUCAUUUGGCAUUCCCUUUGGAGUUACAAAGAAUGCCAAUGAUAAUAAUAGAAAUAGCAAUGUCAAGAACAACAAGUAUGAUGGUGAUACUUUUGCACACACUCUGGGUAUGUCAGCAGAUUCACACCACCAGAUAUCGAUCGAUGAAUACCGGAGGAUGUUUGGUGAUCUUCCUAAGCACCCAUGAAGCCCUGUUGCCCUUAACUGUUAUCUGCUACUGCACCAUAGGAUAUGUCAAAUUUGCUCGGUGUAAAGAGCAAAUGCUUUAAAGUACUUGUGUCAUGGAUAGCUCCACAACAUGUAAUGGAUGUCUGGAUCUUUAGAUUAAUGUCCUACACUAAUAAAUAUAAUAAAAUGUACUGACUGGCUUGACUUA
Musa acuminata subsp. malaccensis (wild Malaysian banana) is the source of this 1146-nucleotide messenger RNA. Lineage: Eukaryota; Viridiplantae; Streptophyta; Magnoliopsida; Zingiberales; Musaceae. The record is from RefSeq and is a predicted model, not a curated record.